Molecule: messenger RNA, 1104 nt
Organism: Trichoplusia ni (cabbage looper)
Lineage: Eukaryota; Metazoa; Arthropoda; Insecta; Lepidoptera; Noctuidae
Gene: CPR8
Product: pupal cuticle protein 20-like
Exons: 4
Coding region: 489-977 (162 amino acids)
Cellular component (GO): chitin-based extracellular matrix
Molecular function (GO): structural constituent of chitin-based larval cuticle
Source: RefSeq, a predicted model, not a curated record
CAAUAAAACCUUUAUUAUUCUAAAAAUAUUGUUUUCCAGCGGUUCCAAAAAUACGCUAUCGGCAAGUGAUUCAAAAAGUAAUAAUACAUUCAUCUAAAAAUAAUCGAACACAGAAAUACCAAAAAUAAUUGUGUUUGACAUUUACUUACCCGAAAAAAGUGUAGCAUCCAAAUAUAUCGUGCCGUUCGCACUAUGGCCUUGCUCUGUCGCCAGUCCAACGCUUCUGAAAGCGAUCCAUUCUCGAGACUGACACAAAAUCAUUGUCUAAAUAUGGAGUACGCAACAUCAUCGCGACGGCGGGGGGUGGCCUCAUCGGAAUGCAGAAUGUAUCAAACUCUUCACAAAUCUGAAUACGCCCUGACUGAUAUCGUGCAAGGCUGGGAAGGGUUACAUCAAUAUAAAACACUGCACGUCUGUGAGGAUAUCAUUCAGCUCGAUCCAUUGCAUUGAACAGCAUCUCUCAGGAAAAUAUACUUUGGUUAUUAAAUAUGGUUGCUUUAAAGAUUGCGUCUGCCCUAGCCCUGCUGUCCGUGGUGUCAGCGGGUCACCUGGGCAACUAUCAAGCAGCCCCUGGCUACAACUCAUUCGGCGCAGCGCCCGGCUACACCGGCGGUUACGGUGCUCACAUCCCCAUACUACGAUAUGAGAAUGUCAAUAAUGGCGAUGGGACCUAUAGAUACAAUUAUGAGACUGGCAACGGCAUAUCAGCGCACGAGAGCGGUGCACCUCGUGCACCCGGCCCCGAAGGUCUCGCUGUGACGGCUGAGGGCGGGUUCUCGUACCGCGCGCCCGACGGCCAGCAGAUCUCUCUCACGUACACUGCUGACGAGAACGGCUUCCACCCCACUGGCUCGCAUCUCCCCACUCCGCCGCCCAUCCCAGAAGCUAUCCUGCGCUCCCUCGAGUACAACAGGCAACAUCCUUCUUCUGGCGAGGGAUCCUACAACGGGCGCUACAACCACGGAUACAAUUACUGAACCACCGAAGACUGACCGCGAUCACGAUACACUGCUGAUGAAGAACUAGAAACCUGCAUUAAUAUUGCAUAAGCAUAACUAUUUAUGUUAUUUAUUAUUGAGCUUUAAAUAAAGUUUUAAGUACGAA